ACCCGUUGCAUGGUUAUUUAAGGAAAAUUAUGUGCAUUAUGGUCUUAGCAAUUCGCGAGUUGUCUUCACAAUCCAUAACCUUGAGUUUGGGGCACAUGCUAUUGCAAAAGCUAUGGCACACUCAGACAAAGCUACAACUGUAUCUCCCACAUAUUCAAAGGAGAUAACAGGAAAUCCUGCAAUUGCUCCUAACCUCUACAAGUUCCACGGCAUACUAAAUGGAAUUGACCCAGAUAUAUGGGGAUCCAUAUAAUGACAAGUUCCUUCCUCUAUCAUACACAUCUGAAAAUGUUGUUGAAGGCAAAAGAGCUGCCAAGCAUGCGUUGCAAGAAAAGCUUGGUCUUGAAACAGCUGAUCUCCCUAUAGUAGGAAUCAUUACUCGAUUAACACAUCAGAAAGGAAUCCAUCUCAUUAAACAUGCCAUUGGGCGUACUUUGGAGCGCAAUGGACAGGUUGUUCUCCUUGGUUCAGCUCCAGAUCCUAGAAUCCAGAAUGAUUUUGUAAAUUUGGCCAAUCACUUGCACUCUACUCAUGCUCGUCGCGCUCGUCUUUGUUUGACUUAUGAUGAACCUCUAUCACAUUUGAUAUAUGCUGGUGCUGACUUUAUUCUAGUUCCCUCAAUAUUUGAGCCAUGUGGUUUGACCCAACUUACUGCUAUGAGAUAUGGUUCAAUUGCUGUUGUUCGAAAAACUGGAGGACUUUAGGACACUGUAUUCGAUGUUGACCAUGACAAAGAGAGAGCACAAGCACAGGGUCUAGAACCGAAUGGAUUUAGUUUCGACGGAGCUGAUACUGCUGGUGUUGACUAUGCUCUUGACAGAGCAAUCACAGUAUGGUACGACAAGCGGGAGUGGUUCAACUCAUUAUGCAAGACAGUGAUGGAGCAAGACUGGUCUUGGAACCGGCCGGCUCUUGAUUAUAUGGAGCUCUAUCAUGCAGCACGCAAAAUCACUUGAUUCAAGGCCAAAAGUGAGGUCUAAGUUUUUGUACAUAUUAGUGAAUUUUUGCAGUCAUGUUUAAUUUUUUCUUCUUCUUCUUCAUAUAAGUCUCUUAGUGAAAAUUAUGCAAGGUAACUCGAUUGUAGAGCACAUAAGAUGUUCAUUUGUUUAGCUUAAGAAAUAAGAGGUCAGCUUCCAAGUAGUACUGCCUUAUUAAUACAUACAACACAAUCUAUUAUUACCCCAUGCUCUAACAUGUAGUGUUGUCUUUCUAAUCUAUUUAUUUUUGUAAAUAAAUAAAUAAAAAAAAUUGUAGUGAAUUUUUUGUAUUUAAAAUAAAUGAUAAAUAAUUUCCCUUGUC
Cannabis sativa is the source of this 1299-nucleotide messenger RNA. Its product is annotated as starch synthase 3, chloroplastic/amyloplastic-like. The record is from RefSeq and is a predicted model, not a curated record. The transcript is spliced from 7 exons. Lineage: Eukaryota; Viridiplantae; Streptophyta; Magnoliopsida; Rosales; Cannabaceae. The coding region runs from base 219 to 704 and encodes 161 amino acids. Gene Ontology annotation, molecular function: glycosyltransferase activity.